Molecule: messenger RNA, 856 nt
Organism: Moneuplotes crassus
Lineage: Eukaryota; Ciliophora; Spirotrichea; Euplotida; Euplotidae
Source: the annotation of a GenBank genome assembly
CUAACAACAUGGAAAGAUCAAAGAAUGCGAUGACUAAUCCUACUCUUUCUCAGAGCCAAGCUCUUGAAAUAUCGCAAAUAACAACAAAAGAGAAAGCUAUUAUGAACAAAGAGACAUAUGUUCACAAGAAGAUCAUUUUCUCGAUAAUCGGAGAGUUUAAUGGUGUUCUUCUACUAUGGGGAAAUUUUCUUAGAAGUAAUUCAGAAUUCAGGCAUUUGGCAAACCUAAAGAUCUGCAUUCCUGAAGAUACAGACUUGAGCAUUGAUCCUGGUGAUGCAGAUCAUUUCAGGUCUUUUGAUAAGUUUUUGAAAACAUUACAGCUCAGAGAUUGCAAAGAACUAUUACUAUAUAAAUUGAAUUUCUUAAACAAAUCCCCAGUUGGUUUAGGUUCUUACAUCAGAUAUCUUUCUAAACCCUUAUCCUUUGUUACAAAAGAAUUCCAACUUGUAAGCACUAAUCUUGGACCGAAAGAUAUUAGUAAGAUACUGUUGUGUUGAAGACACCUCGAAGAAGUAGUACUUUCACAAUGAGUAAUUGCUUUUCAGACAAAAAAAAUACCGAAAGUUUCUCACAUCAAAUUGAAAAAGAUUAUAUUGUCAUGAUGCCAAUUGAAAGAGCCAAGCUUUUUAGAUUUAAGUAGCACCAUCUAUGAGCAUAUUUUAAAAUUGGUCCUAGAAUCUUGUUUUAAAGCAAGUCUUGAAUCAUUUCAGUAUUACGAAUAUAGUAGCGAUUAUUUGGAUCCAAAGCAAAUAACAGAAAAGUUUCAACUCAAUCCUACUCAAAUCUCUCUAGAAGAUAAUACCUUAACAAUAGACUUCUCAACUUAAAAUAAUUCUCAAUAUCUCUUCAUACCCAC